Diabrotica virgifera virgifera (western corn rootworm) is the source of this 1582-nucleotide messenger RNA. RefSeq names its product probable chitinase 2. Gene Ontology annotation, molecular function: chitin binding; chitinase activity. Gene Ontology annotation, biological process: carbohydrate metabolic process; chitin catabolic process. Gene Ontology annotation, cellular component: extracellular region. The transcript has 7 exons. Lineage: Eukaryota; Metazoa; Arthropoda; Insecta; Coleoptera; Chrysomelidae. The coding region runs from base 180 to 1394 and encodes 404 amino acids. The record is from RefSeq and is a predicted model, not a curated record.
UUUUAUCUUUGGAAAAUACUUUUAAAACUUUAUCAAUUAGUAGCUAAAAGUGUUAAUAUUUAUAUAAUUAAUCAAAUUCUCCAUCAUUCUUGAUAACAAUAUUAAAAACUAUAUAAAUAAUGUUUAUGCACUGAUAUGCUUUUAUUGAAUUUUAUAACAUUUUACUAUACUGCUGAAAAAUGAGGUUACAAGUGGGAUUAUGUACCCUUUCUCUGAUAUUUUUAGUAUUGCUUUUAGAACCAGCGUCUGGAUACAAUAUUGUGUGUUAUUUUUCAAGCUGGGCUAUAUAUAGAAAUUUUACUGCAGCAAAGUUUGAUAUUUCUAAUAUAGACCCCUCUUUGUGCACCCACAUUAAUUUUGCGUUCGUAGAAUUAUUUGAAGACGGUUCUUUAUUCAUAGUAGACCCUUGGGAAUCCGACGAUGAUGGUAAAUACCACGGUUUUCAACAUCUGGCUGAAUUAAAACAAUCUCAACCAGAAUUAAAAAUAUUGAUUAGUCUUGGAGGAUGGAAUGAGGGUUCCAAAAAUUUCUCUGCUGUGAGUGCUGAUCCCGAAAGCAGAAGCCGACUGGUAUCUCAAACAUUAGAAUUAAUUGAAAAAUAUAAGUUCGAUGGUAUUGAUAUAGAUUGGGAAUAUCCAACAUUAAGAAGUGCGGCUCAUUUCGAAGAUAAGGAAAACUUUGUAUUACUACUGAAAGAUUUUAGCGAGGCUUAUAAACCAAAAGGUCUUUUGGUAACAGCAGCUCUUGCAGGAGCAGUAGAUAAAAUUAAUGCUGCUUAUGAUGUUGACGAAAUCACAAAAUAUUUGGAUAUGUUAAACCUUAUGACUUAUGAUUAUCAUGGUGCUUUCGACAAUUUUAUAGGACAUAUUUCUCCUCUGCAUGCUUCAUCUUUAGAUUACAAACAUGGAAGGAACUCAACCUACAUUGUUGCUACUGGUCUUGAAUAUUGGUUAUCCAUGAAUGUCGAUCCGGCUAAAAUAAAUAUGGGUGUUCCCACUUACGGUAGAACGUUCACUCUUCUGGACCAGGAUCACACUUCACUUUAUGAUCCUGUUGCUGGACCCGGAAAUAAGGGAGAAUACACAGGAUUGAAAGGUUCUUUGGGGUAUCAUGAGAUCUGCGAAUUCUUCUCUGGUUCUGAUUCCACUUACUAUUGGGACGAUGAACAAAAAGUACCUCACAGAAUUUAUAACGAUCAGUGGAUUGGUUAUGAUGACGAAAGGUCAAUGGCGAAAAAAAUUGACUUUGCCGUAGAGCGUGGCGUCGGUGGCAUUAUGGUUUGGACCUUGGACACAGAUGACUUUACCGGAAUAUGUGGAAAAAAAUACAUAUUGCUUAAUACUAUUAAAAACAGAUUAGAGUAUCAUGAAAAACAAAAGAAUGGAAAAAAAUAAGCUAGUAGUUAAAAUAUUUUUGUUAGAACCAUAAUUUGUUUACUUGAAAGAGUGUUUGACAUUGUAUUUAUAUAGAUUAUAUACAAAUAUUUUUUUUAUUAUUACAAUCAAUCAAUAUGGAAAAUUUGUCAUAUAUUACUGAUAAUGACUUAAUUAUAUAUAAUAAUAAUAAAUUAUUAUAAUAAUUA